Messenger RNA from Pedinophyceae sp. YPF-701, 1581 nucleotides. Lineage: Eukaryota; Viridiplantae; Chlorophyta; Pedinophyceae. The record is from the annotation of a GenBank genome assembly.
AUGCCGCCUCAGGACGCAGCCUCCUCCUUCCACCACUUCCUCGAGAAGAUGAAGAACCCCCAGGCGUCGGAUCUCGUCCGCUCGAUCAAAACCUUCGUGAACGAGUUCGAGCAGACCAAGAAGCGCAAGGGCGGCUCCGACCCUGAGUCUGACUCCAAACGGAUCCAGGACUUCUUCAUCCAGAUGGACGUCGCCUUCCGGUCGCAUCCGCUGUGGAGGGACUGUUCGGAGGCGGAGCUCGAGGCCGCGGGCGAGGGCCUCGAGAAGUACGUCCUCACGAAGCUGCACCCGCUGCUGUUCGCCACCGCGCCUGAGGACCGGGAGAGGGACGAACUGCUGUCGCUGCACAUGCGCGGCCUGCAGUUCCUCAAGCCCGAGCACCUCGAGAUACCAGAGGGCCACGCGGACGAGGACAAGGUCGCGAUGGCGGCGCGCGAGCUCGCGCGCAUGGCCGAGUACAAGGCCCCGCGCGACAAGCUCGUGUGCAUGCUCAACUGUUGCCGCCUGGUGGCCGACGCGCUGGACGCGAAGCGGUCGGGCGCAGACGACUUCAUCCCGCUGCUGAUCUACGUCGUCGUGCGCGCGCAGCCCCCGGCGUUCGAGAGCAACCUGCAGUACGUGCAGCGGUUCCGCGGCCACCGCCGUCAGGGGGGGGAGCACGAGUACUACCUGACCACACUCGUGUCAGUCUCGAACUUCGUCGAGACCAUCGACGCCAACCAGCUGCGCGUCCCGCACGAGGAGUUCCUCCGCCACAUGCGCGAGGCGGGCGUGCCCGGCGCCGCCCACGCGUCCCAGGAGCCCCCCGCGGCCCAGCCCGCCGCCGACGCCCUCCCGGCCGACGGCCCAACGGAGUCAGUCGACGCUGCGGCGCGCGACGGCGAGGGCGGGGCGGCCUCCGCGCCGCCCGUGGAGGACAGAUCCAGCGACGUCCCGGCGGCCACCGCCAGCGCCGAAGCAGCCCCGCCAGCGAGCGCGGAGGAGAGCGACUUUCUGGGCAUGGGUGCGCCAGCGACGGGAGGCGCGCCGGCAGCGGCGGAUCCGGGCAGCGCGCGCGGCAGCCAGGCGGAGCAGCCGAUGGUCGACUUGCUGGGCGACGGCGAGGCGUUCGCCGGCGCGUUCGCCGACCUCGCGGCGGCGCCGCCUGGCGACACGGACGCAGCACCAUCCAAGAGCGCGAACGGGGACGCAGCGGCGGCGGAGGACGGCGGCGACGCGUCGCCGCCGGAGCCGAAGGACGAGCCGCCCGCCGCACCGCCGGCGAAGGUCCCGCGGGCCAGCGCAGAGACGGCGCGGUCCGAGCCGGCAAAAGGCAACGGCGGCGCGGUGGCGGCGAUGGCGGCGCGGCCAGCGCACCGCCCGCUGCCGAGUCUGGCUUCGCUGGAGGCGCAGGGCAUUCCGAGCGCGUUGCAGGCGGAGGAGGACGGGGCGCUGCGGCACUAUCAGUUCAUGUACACCAGAGUCGAGGAUUUGAAGAUGUCGGACAUCCCGAAACUCCACGAGCUGUACAAGGAGCUGGCGAUCAAGCACGAGGCGCUGCAGCGGGCGUGGACGGACCUCGGACGCUCCCAGUGGCGAUGA